AAUAGUAUUAUGAAAUAAUAGUUUCAAUUUUUUAAAAUUAAAAAUAUAUAAUGACACAGAAUUAUGAUGGAGAGAAUAAUCAAGCUUUUGUUGGAAAAGAUAAUGUAACAAUUAAUGGAUUUUGUUACCUAACUGCAAAGGAAGAUUUUAAUGAUGCUGAUAAAAAUUAUAUUCACCCUAUUUUAAAUAAUAAUAUUAAUCAUGUUAUCACAGAAAUUGAACUAGUUAUACCUAAUUUAUUGAAACACAAUGAUAUGCCCAUUUACUCUUUACUUUCUUCAAAUACUUCUUAUAUUGAAAUGAUAAAAGAAUCUCAAUCCUCACCUGAACAACCCAUGUCCCCAUCCAAUCUCUCCUUUCCUUCUUUUAGUUCUUCGCCAGAUAAUAAUAAUAUCCCUACCAAGCAACAAUCAAAUUUUUCUUCUAAUUCUAAAAUAUGCACAGAUUUUGCUACUCUUUUUGAUGAUUUACUUUAUUUAGGAAGUGUAUCAAUUGAUGAACCAAAAGAAAGAUCAGAAAUUAUUGAAUGCAUGAAAUUAUUUGAUAACCCUAUUGGUAUCAAUUUUCCAAUGCCUCUCAAAAUUUGCAUGGCUGUUCCAGAUUCUUGUAGAUAUUCAAUUAUCCUAUACGAGCGCGGGACACGGAACGAGAUAUCCCGCUUCAAAGUUAGUCGCAUUAUGUUUUGCGCCCGCGGAGAAGAAGGUACGUCUCAACAAAAUAAUUUCGCCUUUACAUGUAGUCAAUCGAACACUGAAGGAGAAGAUUUCUUCAAAUGCCACAUUUUCAAAUGCUUGGGGGAAUCUCCAGAGGGGACAGGGGAUAUCUUACUAGCCUUCGCCAAGGCUUUUCGUAAACCGGAAGAUUCAAACCGUUACUUAUUUCCAAUAGAACCGGACAAUAAUGACUCAUCUUCUCCAUCUUUUAUUGAACCAAUAAUCACGAGGGCUAUUAGCGUUUCGUUAGAAAUAAAAGAAGAGGUAAACAAAGACCAUUUUUCCAUCUGCCCCUUAGACAACGAUAUUUUUAAACUGCGGCAAAGUUUGGAAAAGCGUUUUAAUCUAACCGUUCGUUCCUUCCCUCCGGAUCUGGUGGAAUCUUUCGACAGCUACAGUAGUGGCAAUCACAACAUUAAUAAUAUCAGCACGGCAGUCCUUUCCCAGCGUAACUCAACUCAACUCGCAGCUAUUCCGAAUUCACUUUUCCCUGGCCUCGUUGUGGAGAGAUGCUUUGGCAUACAUAUAACUCCCGGCUCCGAUUUUAAUCAGAACAAAUUGCAUUUAUUGGAUAUUGUAUCCAUGAACCACGCUCACGAUAACCAAUACAUUUAUAAUAUUAGCGUGCUAUGGGACCCCAAAGAAUACAAAGCCCAGGACUUUAUCCAAUAUAAUUCUAAUAAAGAUCAAGCAAACCUAACAUUUAUUCUCGGGUUAGACCUGAUAUUUUCUGGCAUUCAAGAACCCAUUCGUCUACUUUUGAAUGUGAGGGGAAAAUUGUAUCCUGACUCGGAAAAAUUUUGGUACUACUUAACCAAACAGCGACACUUGCGGGAAACCUAUUAUGUAGAAUUAAAACGGGACGAAGAAAAAUUAAACAGCGAAUUGCACGUGUGCACCGUCAAAAGCCACUCUCAAAUAACGCGCAAUUAUGCAAAUGAUCCCGUCAACAUUUCACAAAAUAUUUCUGCCACCCAAACUUUGAAUUAUGCGGGUUCAAACGGGAACCUACAUUUUAACACUCUGAACAACUUUUUAAGCCAAAACGGAAAUACUCUGCUCGCUUCUAUACCGAAUUCCUGGAAACCGCUUCUCAUAAAUAAUAAAUUCCAAUUCCGUAAGACCCCAUCUACGCCGGAAGAAGAUAAUGAUAUUAAAUCUGAUAACGACGAGCCUUUGCUAAGCGGAACGGGGGAGAUCAAGAAAGAUUGCGAAUUUUCUGAACUCGAAACCUGGGCCGAAAUUCUAACCGAAUGGAGAGCCAACGUCGACAAAAGACCUAAAAAAAUUCCUCGAUUGUGUCAAAAAGGAAUACCUGAUGCCUUGAGAGGUGAAGUGUGGCAACUUUUAGCCAAAACACAUGAGGAUCAAGACAAAAUGGAUUCAUACAAAGAUUUACUAACAAAAGAAAGCGUAUAUGAAAAAGUAAUUGCUAGUGAUAUAAAUAGAACUUUUCCCGCCCACGAGUAUUUUAAACGCCCAAAUCAAACAACUACACCCAUUAUAACGAGAGUUAAUAAUAUACCUCAAUUUCCUGCAACCAAUAAGAAUAAAAUUCAAGAAGAAUCCGACGUUAAUCUUGAAAAUAUCGGAAAUAGAUUAUGUGACGGUGAAAAUGAAACUACUCAAAAUCGGGAGAAUUUAUGUUCUGCUGGAAAACGAUUAAAUGAUUGCUUAGGUGGCGAUAUGAGACCUGAUAUAGCUGAUUCCACGAUGGUAGCUGAUAAGGAUAUCAAUGAUACUCACCAAAUUUCGCCCAUUUGUGACAAUGUACCCAAGGCAGAAAUGAAUAAUAAAAUUCAAAAUUCCCAAAUUUUGGACAUAUCAAACGAAAAUAAGGAUUCAUGUGGGCAGGAAUGUUUGUACAGGCUCAUCAAAGCCUAUUCAGUUUACGAUACAGAGAUAGGCUACUGUCAGGGACUAUCCUUUCUGGCCGCAUCACUACUUUUGCAUAUGCCAGAAGAACAGGCCUUUUGUUUGCUCGUCAAAAUAAUGUACGAAUACGAUUUGCGGAAUCUGUUUAAACAGGGGUUUCAAGUACUUCAACUCAAAUUUUACCAACUGGAACGCAUUUUACAGGAAAAUUUGCCUGCCUUAUAUUCUCACUUUAACGAGAUCGGCAUAGAGGUUCACAUGUUUGCCUCCCAAUGGUUUUUGACGAUUUUUACGGCCAAAUUCCCGCUCAACAUAGUCUUCAAUAUAUUGGACGUUUUCUUGUGCCAGGGCAUGAAUACUAUAUUUUGCGUGUCUUUAGCCCUUUUAAAGAUGUCGGAAAAAGAGUUGCUCAAUUUAGACUUCGAAGAAGUUUUGAAAUUUUUUCGCGUUAAUUUACCCAAAAAAUUUAGAAACCAAGCUUCCGCUCAUAAGAUGAUGGAUAUCGCCAGCUUUAUAAAAAUUAGCAAUAAAAAACUCAAGAAAUACGAAAAGGAAUACCUCGAAAUGAAAGAGAAGGAAAUGUUUGAAAAAGAUCCCGUCGAAAUAUUAAAAAAAGAGAACUCAAAAUUGAAGGAGGCCUACAUGCGACUGGAAAGGGAAAAUGAUCAUUUAGCGCAAGAAUUAGUUUCAAGCAAAAUUAGACUUAGGACCGAUUUAGAUGCCACCGAAGAUACAGCUGAAAGUUUAAGUCUAGAACUGGAACACGCCACAAAAGCAUUAAAGGACACGGAAGAGGAUAACAAAAGAUUAUUGCAAGAAAUUCAACAAGUGAAGCAGAUGUGCCGGCGUGAAUUGCAAAAAUAUGAGACUGAAGCUCUUGAUAACGAAAAAAUAAUGGACGAUUACAAACAGAUAAAUAAUGCAAAGCGAGGGAGGAGGAAAAUAAAUGUUCAAAACAAACGGCACCACUUUAACUCAUAACUUAGGAAUAUGAUUGACUACAACAAAAAUGGAAGAAUAAAUGCUCAUAAAAAAAUUCUAAUGAUUCACAAAUUAAUUUUGGUUUGCAUCAUAUAAAAAAUUUCAGCUGAUAAAUUAUCGCUGAAUUUCAUUCGAGUGCUUUUUAUUAAAAAUUUUGAGUUUUCGCUGUUGAUAUAUAGGCGAACUAAAGAAAUAUGCCAAAGUUAAAUAAUAAAACAGUAAGUCUAUAUAUUAUGCACAUUUAUCCAUGGGUUUUUUUCCUUCUACAUUCUCUUAAAACGGGAAACUAUGAUAUUAGAACGCUCCAUUAUUUCAGCGCCCAAAUUUUAAAAGAAUAUUUUUUUAAAUACACUAAUCAUAUAAAAAUUGAUCACAAAAACCAUUUCUUGUCAUAUCAUAAUAUUAUAUAAUUUUUUAGGAAUUAAUAAAUUAUAUAAGUUUAUAAUCAUAUCAAUGAUGUUUGAUGUAUUUCAUUAAUAUUUAUUCUUUUUUAAAAAAUAAUUUUUACUGAGAUAUUUAAAUGUCACACAAAUAUAAAAUGCAUAUAAACUUCCGGAUUUUGAUAAGGCAUCCCACUCUUAGCGUUUAGAUUGUGCUUUUUUUGCCUUUGAGAAAUCUUAUAUUAGGGGUAUAUAUAUAUUAUAUAAUUUUUUUUUUUUAAACUUUACAAAAAAUUUCGAUCUGGAUGAAAAUAAAUACUAUAAUUUGUCUUCACAUAUUCUACUAUAAAUAUAAUAAUGGAAAGCAAGUUUUUUUUAAAAAAAACAACAAAUGUCACAUUAUAUUUUCUAUUGCCUUCUUUUAAAAAAAUAUAUCACAAAUUGGUAAAUAUUUAUAAUCGUUUUUUUUAUAUUAAUUUAAAAAAUUAUUUUAAGUUAUCCGACAAGAUAUUUCUUAUUUAAUAUAUAAUCUAAAAUUAUAAAUUUUAUCAACCCUUUUAAAAUUGGUCACAUCAUAAAAGUAUCCUUACAAUUUUAUACAUUCAUAUUUAUUUAUAUAAGAAAAUUAUUUAUUAUAAACUUUAUAAUAUUUUAUUUAAAAUAUUAUCG
Molecule: messenger RNA, 4618 nt
Organism: Gordionus sp. m RMFG-2023
Lineage: Eukaryota; Metazoa; Nematomorpha; Gordioida; Chordodea; Parachordodidae
Product: rab GTPase-activating protein 1-like
Exons: 20
Coding region: 51-3569 (1172 amino acids)
Source: RefSeq, a predicted model, not a curated record